Rhodotorula graminis WP1 is the source of this 1824-nucleotide messenger RNA. RefSeq lists its product as uncharacterized. Lineage: Eukaryota; Fungi; Basidiomycota; Microbotryomycetes; Sporidiobolales; Sporidiobolaceae. The record is from RefSeq and is a predicted model, not a curated record. The coding region runs from base 1 to 1761 and encodes 586 amino acids. The transcript is spliced from 10 exons.
AUGCACCUCCACUGGCUCGCCCUCGUGCCCUCGCUCGCACUCGCACUCGCCCUCCCUGCCACCCAGCUCCGCCUCUCGUCGUCAUCGAACCAGCUCCCUCGAGCGCAUCCCCGCCUGCGACUGCCCCCUGCCGAGGCCACCUUGCACCACGCUGGCUUCCGACCAGCCCCGCUCGAGAACCUCCAGGUGCACCACCCGCCGCUCCUCCCCAACCCCAACCGAGCGAGGCGGUGCACCCUCCUCCUCCUCGAGCACAGCUUUGCCUUCUCCUACUAUGAACCCGCCGUCGUCACGUUUGAGCCGCCGCUCGACUGCGGUCCGCCAGGAACUUGGUCCAGCAUCGUCCUCAACCUCACCGUCACCUCGAACGGCACCCAGUUCGACCGACUCGCGUCCAUCAGCCUCGUAUGGCGCACAAGCACGGCCGAGCCGACUCUCGACGGCAUCGUCUGGACGUACGAAAAGGACGUGACGAGGUUCUCGCCCCUCUUUGCCAAAACCAGCCAGCUCAUGUUCCAGCUCGACAACGUCAUCACCGACAAGUACACUGGCGUCUUUGCGACGAAGCUGAGCGCGACCUUCUACGAGGCGACGCCCGACAGCCCGCCAGCCUCGACCGCCGACCUCAUCCUGCCGCUCACGACUCGCAGCAACACGUCGUCGCAGAUGCUCGUCUACCCGGGUCCCGCCUCGGUCGAGACAGUUCUCCCGAUCAACACGGCCCAGGCCUGGCUCGACGUCAUCGCCACCGGGGCAGCCGACGAGGAGUUCUGGUACGGCAACGUGCUCGAGCGAUGGGUCGACUACUUCCCCGAGGCCGGGCUCAUCGGCAGAGGGCCUCUGCGCGAGGUGCAGGUCCGGAUCGACGGGCAGCUUGUCGGCUUCGUGUACCCUUUCCCCGUCAUCUACACCGGUGGGGCCAACCCGCUCCUGUGGCGCCCGCUCGCCUCGCUGCGCGCGUUCGACAUCCCGUCCGCCUUCAUCGACGUCUCGCCGGCCCUGCCCUGGCUCAGCGACGGUCAGCCGCACGUGUUCAGCUUCUCGGUCCUCGGGCAAGGCGACGAGGGCUCGAUCAACGACAACUGGUUCAUCACGGGCGCGCUGCACCUCGUCCUCGACCCGUCCGACCCGCCAAUCCGCACGACCGGCCGCCUCCUGUCGUACGACGUCUCGCCCGCGCCCCUCAUCCUCUCGGCCGGCUUCCCCUCGAGCGACGGCGCCUCGCUGAGGACGGUCGUGAGCGCGCAGAGGACGCUCGAGAUCCGGGCAGAGCUUCUGACGGGCGAGGGGCGCAAGGUGGUCCAGGUGGCGCAUGAGGUCGCGUUCGACAACGAGCAGCGGUUCGACGACAAUGGAACGUAUCAGAGCGUCUCGCAGUCCACCUCGUCGCUCUACACGUCGACGCACGACGGCCACCUCCUCCUGCGCGACGUCUCGUCGUUCCCCCUCUGCCUAACGACCAACUACACCCUCCUCGCCUCGUCGCACCACUUCUCGGCCGACGUGCCCGCGUACGGGUACGACCGCGCGCUGUCGGUCCCUCCUGCGCUCGGCGGCGUUGAGGGCGCGGCGCACGUCACCAAGAGCGCGCAGCGGGGCGAGGCCGAGAUCACGGGGAGAGAGGGGCAGCGGUCGACGGGGUGGGGCACGAUGGAGGAGCGGUACACGUUCGUGGGCGACCGGGGCGAGACGUACGAGGAGAGGGUCCGAGCCGAGAACUCGACGAUCGUCGAGCGGACGAGGAAGGGCAGCCUCGCGUGACGAGCGGCUCACUCUCCCGCUCUUCUCCCUUUGUGUAGCUCCCGCCUUGCAGUUCUACCCGUU